Temnothorax curvispinosus is the source of this 778-nucleotide messenger RNA. RefSeq lists its product as uncharacterized. The record is from RefSeq and is a predicted model, not a curated record. The transcript is spliced from 5 exons. The coding region runs from base 187 to 498 and encodes 103 amino acids. Lineage: Eukaryota; Metazoa; Arthropoda; Insecta; Hymenoptera; Formicidae.
CCACAAUGGAUCAAAUUUCCUGUGCAAGCUAAUGAGAUUGAGAUAAUCCAGCAACAAUUCUGGAUUAAUACCAAUUUCCCAGGUGUAAUAGGAGCCGUUGAUGGAACACACAUAGCAAUUUGGCCACCUGUUAAAAGAAGAGAACAUUUAUAUAUAAAUAGAAAAUUAUACCAUUCGUUAAAUGUCAUGAUAGUUAGUGAUUAUAAUGGCAGAAUAUUAGCAGUAGUGGCGAAUCAUGGAGGUCGGACACACGAUGCCAGAGUAUGGAGUUCGUCUCGGUUAUCAAGACACAUGUUAAACCAGUAUGAAAAUGGAAGAAGAAAUUUAUGGUUGUUAGGAGAUUCUGGCUAUCCAUUGUUACCAUAUUUAAUGACUCCAAAAUUAAAUCAACCACCAAGGUCUUCCAGGUGCGUUAUACACAGAUGCUCAUGCUACAGCACGAUGUUGCGUGGAGAAAACAAUAGGAGUAUUGAAAGGGCGUUGGAGAUGCUUACGUAAAGAAAGAGGUUUACAUUAUUCUCCAGAAUUUGCAGCACUUAUAGUAAAUGCGGCUUGUGUACUGCAUAAUAUUGCCAAACAUUAUAACAUUGCAGAUGGUGAAAUAUAUAGAGAAGAGAUUGAAGAGGAUGAUAUUGAAGUAGAAGACAAUAUCUAUGGAAAUAUGCGUGUAAGAGGAAAUAUAGUGCGAGAAACAAUAAUUCAAAGAUAUUUUGCAUAAAAAACUUAAUUUUAUUUUAUAUUUUAUGUAUUACAUAAAGAAAUACUCAUGUAUUACAGA